AUGAAUUCAACAAGCAUAACCUUUCAUCUCAUCUUCUUCUUGAAAAUCUUUUCGAGCCUAUAUGCUCGACUACCUUGUGAAAUUCAUGAUGAUGAAAUAGCGUGCCAAUCAUCUGAAUUCUAUAAUUUUAAUUCUUCAUCUAUGAAUAGCAGUAUGACAAGAUCGGUUCAGGCAAUUCAUUUAAUAAAUGGUUACUAUUCUGGUAUGCUUGCAGAAAAUAUACAUAAUCUAACGAUUGUUGAUUAUUCGUAUAAAGCCUUCUUAUCGCCAUUCAUUUCUCCAUCAACACUUCAUAAUUUGUUCAUCGAUCAUACAGUUUUAAGUAUAUUUCCAGCAUGGCUUUGUACGUAUAACAAAAAUCUAUCAGUUAUUGCUAUCGAUUAUUCUUAUAUUGAAGAAAUCGUUGAACAUGAUUUGCAUUUAUGUUUAAAUUUACGUACAUUACGCAUACGAAAUUCCGAUUUACGACAAUUUACAAAUUCGUUUGAUGUUGAGUUGUUCUUAAGUAAUUUACAUCUUAGUCAUAAUCAUUUAACGGAAAUCUCUCGUGAGCAUGGCUUAAAUUUAAAUCAAUUUCCUUAUUUACGUUCUCUUGACUUAUCCAACAAUCAAAUAAAAACGGUUUCAUCAGAUAAUUUCGAUCGAACGUCAUCAUUGAAGCAAUUGAAUCUAUCACAUAAUCAUUUAGAAAAUUUCCAGUUCAAUAAUAUGUGUCAUUUAAUAUUCUUAGAAAAAUUCGAUUUACGAGGUAAUAAUUAUUUAAAUAUAAAUGAAAAUUGGUAUGAUUAUUUACCAUAUUUAAUUAAUAUCUAUCUACCAUAUGCAUAUUUUUGUUGUAAUUAUAAAAAAAAUUUACCAUCAUUAUAUGAAAAAAAUAACAAAAAAUUGAAAUCCGAUAAAACACUUAGUUUAUUCAAUGAUGAAAAUAAAAAUAAGCCUAGAGAUGAAAGUAAUACUAUAUCCGUUUCUUUUCAUUUGGAUCAAGUUUGUUUGCCAUUACCCGAUCAAAUGACACAAUGUGAAUCAUUAUUUUCAUCGGCAUUCAUUCGCUUCAUUUUUUCAAUAAUUGUAUUCGUUUCUGUUAUUUCAAAUUUAACUGCUCUUAUUAUUAGUCUAUGCCGUUUAAUAACAUCAUCCUAUAAUCGAUGGUCAAUAUCAACCGUUCUAAGUUCAAACUUGGCAUUGGCUGAUUUUAUUUCAUCAAUUUAUCUUGUUCUUGUUGGUAUUAUUGAUAUACGUUUUAAUGAACGUUUCUAUAUAAAAACUCAACUCUGGACAAAUUCACAUUUAUGUACAAUAGCUGGAUUUAUUUAUAUAUUUGGAAUACAAUCUUCAAUUUAUGCGUUAACUUUAUUAACAUUUGAACGUUUCUAUACAAUAUUAUUUUCAUUUAAACGUCAAACACCGUGGCCACCAAAAUUUACUCUAACAUUUAUUUCAUUAGGUUGGCUCAUAAGUUUCAUAGUUGCAUCAUUACCAUUGAUUAAUAUUAAUAAUUUUCAUGCGAAUUCAUUGUGUGUACCGUUUCGUGUUGAAAAUGUAUUCGAUCGACUAUAUCUAUUUUUAUUAAUUACAUUUGAUAUUUGUUUUAUUGCUAUAAUUAUAACAUGUAAUGGUCUUAUAUGUUUUAAUUUUAGUAAAUCACAUGUACAUACAUCGAAUGAUGCACGUGCAACAUUAAAAAUUCUUACAUUAGUUAUAGCUAUUUGUAUAAGUCGAAUACCAUUAAUUAUAUUUAUUGUUUUUGCUUUACUUAUUUGUCCGAGUUAUUCGCAUAGUAUUAGUGAUUAUGAUCUUCAUUUUAAUAAUAUUAAGUUAGCUGUACUGUUUUUACAACCAUUUAGUUCAUGUUUCAAUCCAUUUAUGUAUUCAUCUUUAUCAGCAUUAAAAUGGACACAAACAACAACUGAGUUCGACAGACCAAAACCAGUUCGAAAAGCAUUAGAACUUUCUCGAUUUCGAUCGGUAUCAGCUAUUUUUAAUCGUGGUUAUUAUCCCUUACGAAUAAUGUCUACUAGUUCACUUGAAUAUCGACUUUCGUCAUCUUCAAAUACAACUUGA
Rotaria socialis is the source of this 2061-nucleotide messenger RNA. NCBI's taxonomy places the organism in Eukaryota, Metazoa, Rotifera, Eurotatoria, Philodinida, Philodinidae. The record is from the annotation of a GenBank genome assembly.